Drosophila arizonae is the source of this 2977-nucleotide messenger RNA. RefSeq lists its product as uncharacterized. NCBI's taxonomy places the organism in Eukaryota, Metazoa, Arthropoda, Insecta, Diptera, Drosophilidae. Gene Ontology annotation, biological process: regulation of transcription by RNA polymerase II. Gene Ontology annotation, cellular component: nucleus. Gene Ontology annotation, molecular function: RNA polymerase II cis-regulatory region sequence-specific DNA binding; DNA-binding transcription activator activity, RNA polymerase II-specific. The record is from RefSeq and is a predicted model, not a curated record.
UGUUUGCUUUUCUAGUUGUCCGAAAAUUCUGUAAUAACAUUAUAUAGUCAAAAUCUAAAUUAUGUGUUCCGCAUGGAGAGUAAAAAUGUGCUGCGCGUUAUUUGUUUCCGCUAAAUAAUUGAAAUGGCGAGUUUUUGGAUCUGAUGUAUUUAGUGGGCCACAUUCUGCCAUAUUAUAAACAAAUCUUUGAUGUGACAAAUAUACAUACACACAGCUUUAAAUGUUUGUUAAACCAUUUGGCUGGCAUAAUAAGGCUCCGAUACCGAUAACGAUAUACACACCAAUACAUAGCACGCAUCUCUAAACGAAACUAAUUCGGCGACAAUUUUUUUUUAGUUGAAAGGAAUUAACACAAAAAAUUAAAUCAGUGCAGUGCUCACACAUAUCCCGCGUGCAACGGGACGCCAAAAAACUAGAAAAGAUACUGUUCGAGGUGGGAUAAUCAAACUCGUGUGGGACACGAUGAGUGUGUUGGCAUAUCCACGUAAAAAUGAUGAGGAAAUAUUUCGUCAAUGCACAAAGGAUUGUGGCGUUGUGACGGCUACCGAGGACUUUCAAUCGUUCGCCUUGUGCUGCAUUUUCUGCAGCGAAAAGUUUCUCUACUUCGAUGCAUUCAUUGGCCACAUGCAAACAGUGCACAUGGAGGACGCGCAGCGCACGAUGGAGGGCUCUGGCUCCGCCACGGGAGCCAGCAUGUCCUACCCCAUGAGCCAGCCCAUGGCGCUGGGCGUAGCCGAUGACGAUGAUGCGGAUGUGCAGCACGACUACGCCAACAAUGGCAUGCACCAAUUUGAUGAGAUCGAAGACUUAACCGACGCAGACACUGCCCUGCUGGAGCCCCAAAUGGUGAUCAAACAGGAGCUACAAGAGCUGGACAGCAGCAACGAAGACGACGCCGAAGACAUCGACGACGAGGAGGAAGACGCCAACAACCUCCCAGUGCCCGAUGAUAAUGAUAACGACGAUGUCGAAGAUGAGAGCGAAGCAAUACUGCCCGAAAACGAUGUGCCCACACCAAGCGCCAGACCUCGGAUAAAGCUGAGAGGACCACCGCCACACCCAGCCCGGCACAUGGUCUCCAGAAUACAUGUCAAAAGCGAGCCCCUGCCCAUCGAGGGCGAUGAGUCCAUGGAUGAGUACGGCGAAAACGAGGGCGAGAGCUAUGCGGACGACAAUUCCGGCGAGUAUCAGGACUACAGCAGCAGCAGCUACAAUGCGCAAGGCACCAAUCCGCUGGCUGGUGAAUCUGAUUUUCUCAGCUACGACGAAAUGGUUGAGGAGUCUUUAAUUGGCCGGGAUCGUGAGCUGACCAUGCACAUCAAGGAUCGCAAGAUGAUACAAUUCCUGAUACACUCGUACAAGCGAAAUCCAUUCCUUUGGGAUCACAGUCAUGCCCAGUUCCGGGAUCGUGUGAAGCGUGCCCGCUUCCUGGACUGGAUUGUGCUCGAGUUCAAGAACCGCUUCAACAUCUCCCUGGCCAAGGAUGCCAUCACACGUAAAUGGGACAAUUUGCGCACCGUCUACAAGCGGGAAUGCAAUCGCAUGGCACUCGAAAAGACAAAUAUCAGCACGCUGUGGUACUUCAAGGAACUCCAUUUCCUGAACGAGGUCUACAGCUAUAACUCGAAAAUGUCCGAUGCCGUUGUGAAGGAAACGUCAUACAGGCGUCGCUUCUCGGCCAUUUGGAAUGAUACGUCGACAGCGAAGCUGUUGGUGAUGGUGAAGCGUUAUCAGUGCUUUUACAAUCGGUUCGACCCGGACUAUCGGAGCAAGGAGCGCCGGGGCGAGGGCCUGCAGCAGAUGGCAAUGGAACUGCAGCAGCUGAUCGAUGUGACCACCAUACAGAUAUCAAAGCGAAUCUCGCAGCUGCGCUUCGACUACUCCAAGCAGAAGAGCGAACGUCUGAAUGCGGAACGAAUGGGUCGUAAAUUCAUACCGAAUUAUAUCUACUACGAUCAGAUGAGCUUCAUGGACGAUGACAUACCGCCAUUCAAGUGCCAGCAUUGCGGCGAAAUUGUGCAAACGCUGCGGGAACUGGAUCUCCACAUGCUCAGCCAUCAGCCGAGCCUGGGCGGUGGCUACUACUGCAACGUGUGCAACAUUCAGUUCAACAAUGCGGACGAGUUCGAGAAUCACAAGCAAUUGCAUCUGGGCGCCGGCCACGAGGUCAAAUAUAACUGCGAACUGUGCACGGCCAGCUUUCGGGAGAAGUCCAACUAUGACGAGCAUUUGCGUCGCCACAACGAUGAGCUCUUCCUGCCAACAUUGGCUCUGAACCACAGUAUCCUGGACAGCGCCAGUGGGGACGUGGACGGUGCUGGCGGCGAUGGGACAUCCAUUGUGGGGGCCGGCGAGGAGGAGGAUAUGUUUCCGCCGGAUGGCCCGAAGCCGUUCGCCUGUGAGGUUUGCCAUCGCACGUUCGCCUCGCCCGGCCAUCUCAACGCGCAUCGCAUUGUGCAUCAGGAUGAGCGCGAGCGAUGCUACAAGUGCGACUAUCCGCAGUGCAGCAAAUCGUUUGUGUCCCGCCACAGUCUGUUCGACCAUCUGAAGCAGCACUACAGCAACGAGGAGUUCAAGUGCGACAUCUGCGGCAAGAUCUUCAAGUCCACCAAGAAUCUGCAGAACCACAAGCAGAUCCACGACAAAGUCAAGCGCUACGUCUGCCAGAUAUGCGGCUCGGCAUUCGCCCAGGCUGCUGGCCUCUACCUGCACAAGCGACGUCACAAUCGUCCCAAUGGCACCACCGGCGCCGUUGGCGGUCGAUCCAGCCGCACCACGCUGUGAGCGAUCCGUUCCAGACCCAAGCGGUUAUCCUGAUAUGUGUUUUGCCUCAGAUAAAGCACAAGCACGCACACAUAUACACACACACAUACAUAAAAAUUAUUUCUAAAUUAUUGCAAUGUCCUCCAAUGCCAAUGUUUGGCAGCUAUUUUAAACGCGUUUUUUUCUUUUGAAUAAUGUAUUAAAUUAAUUUUAG